AUGUUUAAUAGUAUAUUAACACGUAUUGAUUCAACAAAAGAUGUAUUUACAAUAAUAUUAAAAAUAUGUUUUAUAUUACGUAUAACAAAUAUUAUAUUUGAAUGUUUAGCAUUUUAUAUUUUUGAAAGAAAUUCAUGGGAUUUAUUAAGCAAAUUAUUUUAUUAUGGAACAUGUAAAAAAUUUCCAAUAUUUAAAGUAUCAGAAGAUAAUGAUGAUGUUAUGUAUACAAAAGAUCCAGAAGUUCAAAAAUUUAUUGAUCGUGCACGUGCAAAUAAAGCUGUUGAUGACGAUGAUGAUGGUGAAACAACGACAAAAAAGAAAAGAAUUACUAAGAAGAAACGUGAACAAGUAAUUGAAGUUGAACCCGAUGAUGAUGAUGAUGAUGAUGACGAUGGAGGAUUUAGAAAAGCAAAGAAGAAGCCAUCAAUAACAAGAGAAAAUGAAAUACAAGCUGAAAGUGAUGAUGAUGAUGAUGAUGAUGCAAAGCCUGUUAUUAAACGAACCAAACAAUCAAGUAAAAAGGUUGUUCAAAGUGAUGGUGAAGAAAAUGAAACCAAAAAAGUUUAUACUAAAAAACGAACAUCAAAAACGAAAGUAGUCGAUAGUGACGAAGAUGAAGAUGAACCAGUACAAGCUCAUACUACAAAACGAAAAUCUCAAAUAAUACGAAAAGAAACUGUUACUGAUGAUGAAGAGGAGGAGGAGGAGGAGGAGGAGGAAAAUGAUACAAAACGAAAACCUCGAAAAACAAAAAAUAUUAGUGAUGAAGAAGAAGAAGAGCAAGAAAUUAAGACAACUACUAGACGAAAAUCUCGAACAAAACAACCAGAGAGUGACAAUGAAGAAGAAGAAGAACAAAAACCUAUUAAACGAAAAUCACGUCCAAAAAUUGAUAAAGAAGAGGAAACUACGAGAAAACCAAAAUCAAAACCACGUCAAAAAGUUGAAGUUGAAGAAGAGGAAGAACAAGAAGAAAUGAUUAAAAUUCCAAAGAAAAAAUCUCAUCAUACUAACGUAGAAAUUCAAAUACCAAAUGGGAAAUCCACUUCUCAUCGAUCAGUACCUCCUACAACUACAUCUAAACCAACAAAAUCAGCUCAAAAGCAUUCAUCUUCAUCUCAUCGUAAAACUGAACGUCGUGCAACCCAACCUUCUCAAGAUGAACUUUCAGAUGCCAGUCAUUCAUCAGCUAAAAUGAUUGAAUCUUCGGCUAAACCUGUAAAAAAACGACCAACUAAAGUUCAUACAACAUCUACCGAACAAAAACAAUCUCGAACAAAAUCACCAAAUGAGAAACAUUCUCAUCAUCGAACAGAACCUUCAACAACAUCUCGAUCUAAACCCAAAACUACAACAGCAAAUCAUUCUCAGCAUCCAACAAAAAAAUCACAUAAUGAAACAACAAAAACUAAAAAAGCGCAUACACAUACAAAACAACCGAAAAAAGAUCAUCAUACUAGAAUUCUUGAAAUGUCCGAUGAAGUUUAA
Molecule: messenger RNA, 1488 nt
Organism: Adineta steineri
Lineage: Eukaryota; Metazoa; Rotifera; Eurotatoria; Adinetida; Adinetidae
Source: the annotation of a GenBank genome assembly